This is a messenger RNA of Apis florea (little honeybee), 3245 nucleotides long. It is a transcript of the gene Cip4, whose product is annotated as formin-binding protein 1-like Cip4. NCBI's taxonomy places the organism in Eukaryota, Metazoa, Arthropoda, Insecta, Hymenoptera, Apidae. The record is from RefSeq and is a predicted model, not a curated record. Gene Ontology annotation, biological process: signal transduction. Gene Ontology annotation, molecular function: protein binding.
CGGUUUUUGAUGGACAGUUGGGUCCAGCCAGUCAGUGGUUACGGGCCGACAUGUUGAAGGUAUUUCUGUGAUCGUACGCGGUAGAUCUAACGCGUGAUUUUUCAUGCGUCUUUUGUGCGUGUUCAAUAUAUAAGAAGUGUUUUUGGAUUGCGACGCUACAUGUGAAGUGUCGAGUGAAACAAGCCUGCUUGUGCCUGGUUUACCCGGCCAGCAAACAUGAGCUGGGGUACAGAGCUCUGGGUAAAUCGUGCAAAGAUGUCUCCACGUGACGUGUAUUUUACAUGUUUCAUUCAGGAGGCUCGGUCAGGAUAUGAAUGAAAAUUCGUCAGAGGAAGAAGUAACAGGUCGAGAUUGUAUGGUAGAGAGAGAUUCAUGUGCCUGAUAAUAUGGGUAGAACCGAUGGAUCACUGGUGUUCGACCAGUCGCGGGUGCACGUUGCGGCAACAGAGUCCAGUUUCACUUUUCGUGCCGAGCUGCUAAACGGCCAGAAAUCUUUCUACCGGCAGCCUUGCGAAAUCUCUCAUUGUCCCGAGGACCAGUACGAGAAUCUAUCCCUGCAUACGCAAAAAGGGAUAGAGUUCCUCGAAAGGUACGGCCAUUUCAUUCGCGAUCGAUGCGCCAUCGAGGUGGAAUAUGCGGCUAAACUCAGACGUCUUGUGAAGAGCUAUCAACCUAAGAAGAAAGAGGAGGAGGAUUAUCAAUACAGUCCAUGUCGAGCGUUCAAGAUGGAGUUGAAUGAGGUAAACGAUCAGGCAGGACAGAGGGAGGUGAUCGCGGAGAAUUUGCAAGCAAACGUACUAAGGGAAUUGAAUAUUCUCGUGAAGGAUUUUAAGGAGGAUCGUAAAAAACAUCUUCAAGAAGGCGCCAGAUUAAUGGCAAACCUGACCGGUCAGAUUGGAAAUUUGGAGCGUGCUAGGAAAGCGUACGAAAAAGCUUUUCGUGAGGCGGAAAGAGCAGUUGAGAAUUAUCAGAGAGCAGAUGCUGAUUUGAAUCUUUCAAGAGCGGAAGUCGAGAAACAGAGGAUGAAUAUGACUUUAAAAACUCAACAGAGCGAGGAAGCCAAGACAGAAUAUGCGAAUCAAUUGCAGAAAACAAACGACAUGCAAACAUUGCAUUAUCACACGGCUAUGCCAGAAGUGUUUCAACAUCUUCAGGAGCUUGAUGAAAAGAGAAUAAAAAAUAUGCGAAACUACAUGCUAAAGUCUGUGGAAAUAGAACGAGCAGUGGCACCGAUAAUCGCUCAGUGUUUAGACGGUAUUGAAAAAGCAGCAAACGAGAUCAAUGAGAAAAAAGACACAUUAUUGGUAAUCGAACGUUACAAAAGCGGUUUCCAACCUCCAGGAGAUUUUCCGUUCGAAGAUCUUUCCGUGGCUAAAACAUAUGAUAGCAAUAGUCAGCUGUCACAGCCUGUAAUGCAACCAAUACACAAUCAUCAUUUGACAGUGAAGGGUACUGUUUCUGGUAGUAAAAUUAAGAAGAGGGUCGGGCUGUUCGGCAUAUUUAGUAGCAAUAAGAAGUUGAUCGAGGUGGGCAUAGCUUUGAAGAAUAAUGUGCCCGGAUAUGGCGAUGGUGCGAAGGAGGACUGCAGCGAUCUACCACCGAAUCAACGCAAGAAAAGACUUCAACAAAGGUUGGACGAAAUUCAAGCAAAAAUUCAACAAGAGACUGCGGCAAGGGAUGGUUUGAUGAAGAUGAAAGGGGUGUACGAGCAAAAUCCUGCAUUAGGCGAUCCAAUGAGCAUAGAAGGACAGUUAAAUCAAUCGAGCAAUAAACUGGAUAAACUUGGUGCAGAACUGGCAAAAUUCCAAGGUUAUCUCGAAGAAGCAAUGCGCGCCGGUGUCAGUUUAUCCAGUCCCAGUCAAGCACCACGAAAACCAACUAGUAAUGGUUCCGCAACAAGACCGCUUAGUUCAAGAAGAUCCAGUCAUUCGGGAGGAGAGGAAAGUCUUUCGAGAUCAGCAUCUGAUUCCAGUGUAAGCAAUGCGAAUGCUAAUCAACCGAUACACAAGAAAAGUGCUCCGGGUACACCGCAACCGACGCAUGGUUCCACGAAUAGCCCGGAAUCUGGUCUUGGAGAAUCGAGGACAUCCCUUCCUGGUAGUGGUGGCGAAGAAUAUUAUGUUGAUGAAAUUGAUGCUCAACCACCGUUAGGAACAUGUAGGGCUCUUUAUCCUUUCGAUGCAACUAGUGAAGGUUCCAUCCCAAUGUAUGAUGGAGAAGAAUUAUAUAUGAUUGAAUUAGAUCAAGGAGAUGGAUGGACGCGUGUACGGCGCAUUUCACAACCAAUCGAAGGCUUUGUACCUACAUCUUACAUAGAGUGUCAUCUCUAUAAUACUUAGCCAUUUCUUUUAGGACGUUAAACAAUUGAGAAGUGGGGAAGUUUCAAGAUUAUUUAUGCUAUUAGUUCAAUACGGUAUACUGAACGAUUAAAAAUAGCAAUUCACGAGAGUUGGAGGUUCUAUGUUGAGGAUUUGGUGUUGAUUAAAAUUGGCACUAGUUUUUAAGAUGUAUUCUGGUCAAAUCAUGGGUCUAAUCCCAUAAAAAUGUCAUUGAUAUAAGUGAAAAUUAAUAUGUGCCAAUACUUUGAUUUUUGGGAGAAAAUCUCAUGAUUCGUCAAAGAUUCAGUCAAUUGUUCACCCAACAUACCUCUUUUUAGCUUCUAUCAAGUUUAUUGAACAAGAAAGAACAAAGAGAAAAUAAGUUUCAUUUUUAAUAUCUAAUUUCUUUUAUACAAAAGUGAUCAAUAUGUUCAACUCACUUAAAUAUUAAAUAUAGUAAGAAUAAUAAGAUCGUACAACUAUUUAGAAUGCUGUUAUGCCCAAUCAUUUUAAAGAGAUUUUAUCAUACACGUACGAAGUACAGUACAUUUUUCUAAGAAAAAUACUAAAAGCACCCUGAUCACUUGGAUAACUCUAAAAAUAUGUUUUUGUAAUUUAGAUAUGCACAAGUGAACAAUUUGCAACUUCAUUAUUGAAAGUAUAAUAAAAAUAAUAAAUAUCUGUCGUAUAAUACACAUACAUACACACACACAUAUAUAUAUAUAACAUAUGCUCCGCCUACAUGUCACGGAUAAAAUUACAAUUGUUGUAAUGACAUGAAGAUUUAUGUAUUUUUUUUUUAUUAAUUUUGUUGUAAAGCAGGCAACUCACGAAUAGAUCCACACUAUCUCUGCUGAAGUUCAAGAAACUACUCAAUUUUAGUGCUUUUAGAAUAAAUUUUUAUCUAAAUGAUUUAUAUAUAUAUAU